CUGAUUGAAGACCAUUCUUCUUUUUUUCAGACCGCGUUUUUCCGCGAACCAAUAGAAUCGUUGUUAUGGGAUGGGUGCCGGGUAACCUUUUACCGCUACCAUGUUGUAGUCGAUGCACCACGGCCAGAAAGUUAUCGUGCUGAUCUUGAAAGUGCAGCUUAUCUGUACGAAGAAGCAGACAAGCAAAAGCUUUGGGGCGAUAUUGCGGCUGCAGCAGAAAGUGGAAGAGACUUCUCAAGUCGGUGGUUUAGUCAAACAGGACCUAUGGCUGGGAAGUUCGAAGGCACAAGGACGAGUGAAAUAAUACCCGUGGAUCUCAAUGCAAUUAUUUGUGGAAAUUUUCUAAUGAUGCGCGAUCUUUACGAUGCAUUAGGCGAUAUUGAUGGCUCAAAAAGCUGUGCUCAAGAGGCUGAUUUGAUGAAACAGACAAUACAUCAGGUUGGUGGACGUUUCAGAUUGGGAAUUCGUUUCUUAUUUUAG
Cooperia oncophora is the source of this 480-nucleotide messenger RNA. Lineage: Eukaryota; Metazoa; Nematoda; Chromadorea; Rhabditida; Trichostrongylidae. The record is from the annotation of a GenBank genome assembly.